Plutella xylostella (diamondback moth) is the source of this 468-nucleotide messenger RNA. RefSeq lists its product as uncharacterized. NCBI's taxonomy places the organism in Eukaryota, Metazoa, Arthropoda, Insecta, Lepidoptera, Plutellidae. The record is from RefSeq and is a predicted model, not a curated record.
AUGAAUAUGCUCGGAUAUUUGGUGACGCUUAUGAAUAUUCAGAUUACGAAUUAUGACUAUAUAACAAAAAGCUUACCUGCUAAUUUAUUCCAGAGUUUCCGCGAGCAUUCAAGCCCGAUCAAUGACGUCACGAUAAAAGUGGGCGAAGUGGGCCACCUGGCCGCGGGGCUGAUGCAGGAGGGCAUCUUCCACCGCGACGACUUCCGAGAAACAGGCUACCACAGGCGAGGCAACAUCGGGAGGUUCAUCUCCAAAAAGUUCCAGGACUUCUUGAACUACAACAACGUGUCGGCGACGGAGGAUGGCGUGGCGGUCACCCUGGUCUUCAGUAAGGAGGGAGGUCAGAGAGGGGUGACGUUGCCACAGGGAACAAAGAGGCCGCCACUGCAGCCGCGGCCCCAGGAGAUGCAGGAGAAGUUUCUGCACCGGGAGACCAGGAUCGCUGAUGAUAGAGUUGAGGGGCUCUAA